This is a messenger RNA of Racocetra persica, 173 nucleotides long. Lineage: Eukaryota; Fungi; Glomeromycota; Glomeromycetes; Diversisporales; Gigasporaceae. The record is from the annotation of a GenBank genome assembly.
ACAAUCCUAGAUUAGAAUAUAAAAAGUACCUUGAUGUUGCCACUAUGAAAAUCAGCAUGAAAAAAACAUUACACCCACCAAGCAUUGAAAUCACUAAUCAGCCCGCUGUUGAAACCACUAACCCACCACUGUUGAAAUCAACUGCUGAAUUACUAACCCACCCACUAUUGUAA